AUGUUGCGCUGUUAAAUGGGCUUUUUGUCCCGCUUUUUUGAGAGAAAAAGCGCUGAAAAACAGCGUAAAAAUAUAAAUCAGACCCUUACAAGCUUCAGUACUCUUGAUAAAUUCACAGAAGAUGGUAUUUGUGACAAACCGGACGCUGGUGAUUCGUAUACAGUUCUUGAUAAUGUAGAUUAUUUAGAAACAGAAGAAACAGACAAGCAAUGUGAGAUGUAUGCCCUUAGCACGGGAAUGUAUGCUCUUCCAAGCACUGUAUAUGCAGGGCCAAGCAAUGUCUGCACAAUAAACAGCAACACAAGCACAGGAGGCAGUUUAUAUGAUGUUUCAAAGGGAACAAGGGGUGCAUCAGGUGCAGCAAGCACGGUUUUUUCACAAUCUCUGAGGAAACUUACAAAACUUUUUUUAAGAAAUGCAAAUACAGGCGUUGGGCCAGUAGUUGACCGAAUUUCUGUGCUUCAAGACGGGAUUUGUGUGGAACGAGGAGAAACAGAGACAGCAGGGAGUGUUUCGACGUAUUUUAUGCAAGAUGAUAAGUAUUUUCCACCCUUUGGAGUAUCUAUUAGUCGAUUGCCUGGCUACACUUUGCAACGGGAGAUAUCGAGUGAUUCAGAGAUGGUUCAGACGCAAAGUGGAGAGCCAGGAGCACGGGAGCGGUCGAUUUCAGUAAUACUUGAAAGGCUUCAUACAGGGCGGCUUGGAAAGGAUUUCUGGAUGAAGGAUGAGAACUGCUUGGCAUGUUUUUUGUGUGAUGUGAUAUUUACAAGUAAAAGAAGGGAAUAUCUUGAAGGAAUGGCUAAUAAGAAGCAGCGUGGCGUCGCCGACACCAUUGUCGUGAGUACAUGUGGACAGAUUUUUUGUUCAAAAUGUACAACAUUGAUUCCAGGAACGAGUUUUGGACAUAUCGAGUAUUUGCGUGUGUGUAAUAGGUGUAACAAAAUUAUCAAUGAGUAUGAAGGCGUAGAUAUUGAUAGGGUGGAAGGAAGGACGUUUUCAGAGAAACAUUGGUUACGAUCAAUAUCUCAGAGUCCAUUUAAACCGAAUUAUUUUAUGAAUGCGCUUUUCCCUAAAAAAAAAGCAUAUAAUGUUACAUUUUCGCCGAAAAAUACUCAACAUUCAUCACAUGAUCCAUUAAAUUUGGGUCCUUUGUCUCCGAUAUCUUUUAAGCCAGUCGAUAUUAUAGACAGUGAUGGAUCAGAUGUGAAUGAGGAUUAUUUAGCAUCUUCGUUGAAGUCCUUUAAUAUUGAUCCCCCAUGUGAUACAGUAAUUCCGUUAAAGCGGGAAUUAAUCUUACGAAGAAAAAAGAAAUGCCUUACAAAUAAAAAGAAUGACUUUGGUUUUGACUUAAAAUUGACUAAUGUAGCUUUUGAGAAUAUAAGAAAAACAUCAAAUUUAUUUUCGAAUAGUUCUAUAUUUUCAAAAACAGAUAGUGAUUUCUCAAUGCACGAAGAUCAUUCAUUUUUAGAGAGUGAAAAAUUAACAAACACAAAUCAGGGGGAAAAGGGACUUAUAAAGGCUAGUCAAUACAUAAAAGGGCAGAAAAGGCCAAAUAAAAAGUACGAAGAUUCUCAUGUUUUAAUUGAAUAUCCAAAAGAUAUAGAAAUUUCUAAAAGUACAUAUUUUACCCAGUCUUUUUCUAAUAUUUCUCUAAAAAUUUCUCAAAAAUUAUCACAAAAUGGUACAUUUUCGAAAGCAAUAGAUACAAAUUCAUUUUCUUUAUUUUAUAUCCGGGAACUUUUGAAACAGUUAUUAUCAGAUUUUAAUGUAUCUUUUGUUUCAGAUUGGGAACAGGUUUUAACUCCAAUAUUGUUUAAAAUUGUUGAUAACAUUAAUCCUAAUAUUCGAAAUGGUGAUGAUAUCGACAUACGGCAUUAUGUAAAAAUUAAAAAAAUUUUAGGAGGUAGUCCAGCAUUAAGUUGUUAUGUUCAGGGUCUUGUGUUUACAAAAAAACUUGCGUUAAAAAAAAUGAACACUUCUUUGAUAAAUCCGAGAGUUGUUUUAAUUGCUUUUCCGAUUGAAUAUCAUCGUACAGAAGCUCAUUUUAUGUCAUUAGAUCCUGUUAUAGCUCAGGAAAAAGAAUAUCUUCGAAAUCUUGUAAACAGAAUAAUUGCAUUACAUCCUACCAUAUUAUUUGUUGAAAAAAGCGUUUCGGGGCUAGCUAUGCAAUAUUUAUCUGAAAGUAACAUUGUUGUUGCGUCAAAUGUAAAACCGUCCGUUAUUCAAGCAAUUUCUCGUUGUACAAGAGCAGAUAUUAUUUCAUCAAUUGACAAACUUGCAUUAUCACCUAGAGUCGGGAGAUGUGCUUAUUUUAAUUUAAAAACUUUUGUUAAUCAAAAUUCUUCAAAUACCAAAAAAACGUUUAUAUUUUUAGAAGGAUGUCCAAAAGAUCUUGGGUGUACAGUUAUUCUUCGUGGAUCAACAUUUCAAGAACUUUCUCUUAUAAAACAAGUGGUAGAAUUGAUGACAUAUGUAGUUUAUAACUUAAAAUUGGAAACAUGUCUUAUGAGAGAUCAUUUCAUUUUAUUAUCAGAUAUAUCAUCGAAUCAAUAUAUACCAAAUUUUUCGAAAAAGACCAAUUCUGUAAAUGACAAUGUCCAUGGAACAUCGUAUGAUGCUAUUAUAAGUGCAUUUGAAGCGAGACUUUUAUCUGCGUCGCCUUAUGUUAAAUUCCCUCCUCCAUACAUGCUUCUAAAAGCUCGGGAUUCAGAGAGAUAUCUUAAAGCAUUACUUAAUAAUGAAAAAUCAGAUACGCUGGAUCAAAAGAUUCAUACUCUUUUAAAAGAAAUUGAUGCUUCUGAUAAUGAUCAUUUAUUAUUAAAUGCAAAUGUAGAAGGAAUAUUAAAAAAUUCCGAGAUUGAGAAAUUACAACAAGAACUUAAAGUUCAAGAAAAAAAUUGGAAAUCUUAUUUUGUUCAAGAUAUUGGUAUUGCUAAUCCCUUUUCUCAACAGGGUCUUGCUGUACUUUAUUCUAGUGUAUGUACAGCAUCUGCGAUUCCUUGUAAAGGGCCUGCUAUGAAUAUCAUUGAAUAUUAUCGUGAAACGGAUUGUACUUUAGGUCAAUAUAUUGAAGAUAUGUGUUCAACUGUUAACAUCAUCUGUAAUGCAAAUCUUUGUGGAAAAAAGCUUUUUGAACAUCAUCAAUGUUAUGUUCAUGAUUAUGCUCGUAUUACUGUUGUUAUACAGGAAUUAAACUAUUUUGUUCCUGAAAUGCAGAAAAACAUUCUCAUUUGGAGUUAUUGUAAAAUUUGUAAAAAAAAUACACCAAUGAUACCCAUGUCUGAUAAUACUUGGAAAUAUUCAUUUGGGAAAUAUUUAGAGUUGACAUUUUAUAGCAUUGCUUUAUGUAGUAGACUCGAUGCCUGCAAUCAUGAUAUAAAUAAGGAUCGUAUUCGUUGCUUUGGAUAUCAAAAUUUUGUGAUAAAAUUUCAAUUUGAUUAUAUAGAGCUCUAUGGUCUUUCAUUACCUCAAACUGAAAUAAUAUGGAAGCCAGAAGAAUGGAUUCGGAUGAAAUUGGAAGAAUAUAAUUCAAUAAAAUCAAAAAUAGAAAAAUUUUGUGACUCCGUUGAGAUUAGAUUGAAUAGUAUUACGUUAGACGCUAUGCCAUUGGAUAAGUUCGAAGUAUGUAGGCUUGGGAUAGAUCGUUUUAGGAAAAAAAUUAAAGAAGAGAGAAUAUUUUUACUAGAUUUAUUGAAAAAUUCAUUUGAAAAUUCCCAUCCUUUGAAAAUUUUACCUCUUAAUCGUGUUUUAAGAACUAUACAAGAAAUGGUUGUUCAAUGGGACUUUGAUUUCAAUGAAUUUGAUAAAAACUUUUUUCCAUCUGAAAAAGAUUUACGACGGUUUACUUCUUUACAUCUAAGAAAGUUCUUUAUGGAUAAAGAUUUUAUUUCAGAUAGUAAUUAUUCUAAAGGUUUAGAAGUUUCCGGAAAUCAGAGUUCCAAUAUUGAAGAUAAAUUAUUAAAAAGAGAUAAAGAUGGUCUUUUAAUAAUAAAAAGAACAUCUAGCGAAAAAAAAUUAAAAUUUAUAUCUUCUAGUGAAUCUAAUCUUUCAUUGAAUAGUAGAGAUAAUAUAGAUACUGAUAUUCCUAAUGUUAAAAAAGAAAUAAUAAAAACCUCUUCUCCAAAACAGGUCACCGUUUUUGCUGAAAAUGCGUACAAUGUAAUAGAUGAUAAUUUAGGUGAAAAAGUAUACGAGUUUUCAGAUAAUAAUGAUAAAUUUUCUCAAAAAAUACAAGAUUUUAAUGAUAGUUACCAGGAAAUGGAUUUAUUAAAUAAUAAAAAGCCUGUUGAUACUGAAACCAAUGUUCUUUAUGAUAAUUCUUUAAAUUUUUCUGAAAAGUUAAGCAUGCAAGGAGAGAGAACUACUUUUCCUGUUUCAUCUUUUGGGAGUUUUCCUUUUAAAAAUUCUUUUUUUAGAAAGAAUUUUAUAAAAAUUCUUAAACUUGAUCAUAAAUUUUCUGGACAUAAUUUUAAAAAAGAUAAUGUUUUUCAAGAUAUUUCAAAGUUAAAGAAUGUUAAUUUUCAGCCUGUUUUUAAAUAUCAAAAAAAUUUAGAUACACAAUUUAAUUCUCAAAUUCCGGAAAACUUUAGUGAAAAUAACAUUCUUAAUUUUUCUAAUGAUUUUGAACAGUUUAAUAGAGAAUUCGAAAAUCAGCAAACUCAAAGGCAUUUGAAAAUCAAAAAGAAUUAUGCGUUUCCUCCUUCAUCAUCAAGACCUAUUGUAGAAGUUUUUCAAAAUGUUCAGGAAGCUGUUAAUGAGGCUUCAGAUGAUGAAAUUCCUAUUAACGAGCAAAAAAAAAUUAUGAAAAGAAAUAAACAAUUUAGUUUAAAUAAAAAAGGGAAAAGGAAAAUGAGAAGGUCUAGAACCAUUGAUUCAUUUAACUUAUAUGGAAAUAAUAUGGAUCUUGAAAACUCGGAAAAAGACUCUGAUCUUUCUUCUUUGGAAAUUCUCUAUACUUCUGCAGAACGUUUUAAAUUUCCCGAUGAUGAUAUCGCUGAUGAAAUUCCUACACACGGAGCUGAGAGAAUAUCACUUAUGAAAGCUUUAUUUGCAUUUUGGGUUGAUAGAGCUACUGUCGGAUGGUCUGCAUUGAAUUAUCCUCUCAACCCAUCUGAACAUGUAUUUACUGAUUCAGAUAUAAUUGUUCGAGAAGAUGAACCUAGUUCUCUUAUUGCAUUUAUAUUAAGUUCUGCUGACUAUUUGGAUAAACUUAAAGAAAUGGAACAUAUUAAAGUUCUUCAUACUAUAUUUGGAAAUUCAGAAACUGAUGAAAAAAUAAAAGAUUUGAAAAAUUUAACUAAAAAACCUUUAGAAGAUGCUUUAUUAAAGCCUAUGGGAACUCAUUUAAAAUAUCAAUUUCAGGAGGGUUCUGCACGAUUGUUUUGUAAGGUAUUUUAUGCAGAACAAUUUGAUGCAUUUAGGCGUGCAUGUAAUUGUGAUGAAAAUUAUCUUUCAUCUCUUUCAAGAUGUUUUAAAUGGGAUUCUUCUGGAGGGAAGUCAGGUUCAGUGUUUCUUAAAACUCGAGAUGACAGAUUAGUUUUGAAGCAAUUGUCUCGCUUGGAAACAGAAGCUUUUAUAAAAUUUGCACCUUCUUAUUUCGAAUAUAUGUCUCAGGCAUUCUUUCAUGAAUUACCUACUGCAAUGGCAAAAAUUAUUGGAUUUUAUCAGAUAGGUUCUCGGAAUCCUCAUACAGGAAAGGUUACAAAAAUGGAUGUAUUAGUAACAGAAAAUUUGUUUUAUGGAAGAAAAACAUCUCGGAUUUUUGAUUUAAAGGGUUCGAUGAGAAAUAGGCAUGUGCAAUCAACUGGUAAAGAAAAUGAGGUUUUGUUAGAUGAAAAUUUAGUUGAAUUUAUUUAUGAUUCUCCAUUGUUUAUUCGUGAACAUUUUAAAAAAAUUUUAAGGGCAUCUUUAUGGAAUGAUACUUUGUUUUUAGCAAAAAUGAAUGUUAUGGAUUAUUCUAUGGUUGUAGGUAUUGAUGAUGAAAAACAGGAAUUGAUUGUGGGGAUUAUUGAUUGUAUUCGUACUUAUACUUGGGAUAAAAAGUUGGAAAGUUGGGUUAAGGAAAAAGGUUUAGUAGGCGGUGGUGGAAAAGAACCCACUGUUGUAACUCCCCGUCAAUAUAAAAAUAGAUUUAGAGAAGCAAUGGAUUCGUACGCUUAUUUGCUUGUUUUUCUUUUAGCUAAUAGCAUUUUAGGUAUAUUUAUGGUUCACCAAGUUGUUGGUAUUUUUAUGAAAGUGCAUUGGGGCUUAAGGUUUAAUUUUGAAACAUAA
Messenger RNA from Pneumocystis jirovecii RU7, 6270 nucleotides. RefSeq lists its product as uncharacterized. Lineage: Eukaryota; Fungi; Ascomycota; Pneumocystomycetes; Pneumocystales; Pneumocystaceae. The record is from RefSeq and is a predicted model, not a curated record. Gene Ontology annotation, cellular component: fungal-type vacuole membrane; endosome membrane. The coding region runs from base 16 to 6270 and encodes 2084 amino acids. Gene Ontology annotation, molecular function: ATP binding; metal ion binding; 1-phosphatidylinositol-3-phosphate 5-kinase activity. The transcript is spliced from 12 exons. Gene Ontology annotation, biological process: phosphatidylinositol phosphate biosynthetic process.